Messenger RNA from Nicotiana attenuata, 435 nucleotides. RefSeq lists its product as uncharacterized. The transcript has a single exon. The record is from RefSeq and is a predicted model, not a curated record. The coding region runs from base 1 to 435 and encodes 144 amino acids. NCBI's taxonomy places the organism in Eukaryota, Viridiplantae, Streptophyta, Magnoliopsida, Solanales, Solanaceae.
AUGGCGCAUGUUAUUUGUGAUGACAUUUUAUUGAUUGACGAGACGCGAGGUGGCAUUAACGCUAGCUUAGAGAUGUGGAGGCAGACCCCGGAGUCAAAAGAUUUCAAGUUUAGUAGGACUAAAUCGGUAUACCUAGAGUGUAAGUUUUGUGGGAUGACUAAGGAAGUGGAAGGGGAGGUUAGGCUGGAUGCAGAAGUCAUCCCUAGGAGAGGAAGUUUUAAGUACCUUGGUUCUAUUAUACAGGGGGAUGGGGAGAUCGAAGAAAAUAUAGCACAUCGUAUUGUUGCAGGAUGGAUGAUAUGGAGACUUGUUUCCCGUGUCUUGUGUGAUAAGAAGGUCCCAACAAAACUCAAAAGUAAGUUCUACAGAGCGGUAGUCAGGCCAACUACGUUGUAUGGGGCUGAAUUUUGGCCAGUCAAGAGCUCCCAUGUCUAG